GGUUAUGGUGUCGACUAGAAACAAGAAGCUACUUCAUAGGUUCCGUAGUCAGAACGGAAAUCAACAGAAUAUAUAAUUAUAUGAGACCCGUUUCUCACCGUUGCAACCCGUUAAGGGCUCGCGACAAAAAAAACAAGGGUUCUAAUUGGACACAUUCAGUGGUCCCUCUCCAUUUUGGUCCGUUUGGUUUCGACACUACGCAAAGUAUGUAUCUGGGACACACCCAAGGCGGGGUUUGGGCCGGAGGGUCCAUUCGACACUGAACAGUUGUGGAACAGCUCUUGAUCCGAGUAGCACACAGAUUAUUUCAGGGAGUAUUGUAAAGUAAACUAAUUUAGGCAGGUCCAAUGGCGACACAGUGUGUGACAAAGGUGGAGCUGACUGUCUCCUGUGAGAAUCUUCUGGACAAGGACAUUGGCUCCAAGUCUGACCCACUGUGUGUUCUUCUCAUGAACACUACUGGGUCACAGUGGUACGAGGUGGGCCGCACAGAGAAGGUACAGAAUUGCCUUGCGCCAAAGUUUGCCAAGAAGUUCAUCAUCGAUUACUACUUUGAAAUAGUGCAAAAGCUGAAGUUUGGAAUUUACGACAUCGACAAUAAAACUGUUGACCUAAGUGAUGAUGAUUUCCUGGGAGAGCUGGAGUGUACCUUGGGCCAGGUGGUGUCUAGUAGAAAGCAUACUAGACCACUGGUGUUGAAGAACAACAGGCCUGCAGGAAGAGGAACCAUUACAAUAAUUGCUGAAGAAAUAAAAGACAACAGGGUGGUGAAUUUUGAGGCUGAAGCAAGGAAACUGGACAACAAGGAUUUCUUUGGGAAGUCUGAUCCUUACCUGGAGUUCUACAAGCAGACAGAGACGGGAUGGCAGCUGGCUCACAGAACGGAGGUGGUGAAGAACAACCUGAACCCAACAUGGAAACCAUUCAGGAUCCCCCUGCAGUCCCUGUGUGGAGGAGACAUGGACAAACAUAUAAAGGUGGAGUGCUACGACUAUGACAAUGAUGGAUCUCAUGACCUCAUUGGAAUCUUUGAGACCACCAUGACACGUCUGCAAGAGGCAUCGCGCUCCUCACCGGCUGAGUUUGAGUGUAUCAACAGUAAAAAGCAACAGAAGAAGAAGGGAUACAAAAACUCUGGUGUGGUGAGUGUGAAGCUGUGUCAGGUGGUGAAGGAGUAUACCUUCCUGGACUACAUCAUGGGAGGUUGCCAGAUCAACUUCACUGUGGGUAUUGACUUCACCGGGUCAAACGGUGACCCCAAGUCUCCCCAGUCUCUCCACUACAUCAGUCCACAAGGGGUCAAUGAAUACCUGUCUGCCAUCUGGUCCGUUGGCAUGGUGAUCCAAGACUACGACAGUGACAAAAUGUUCCCUGCCUUUGGCUUUGGAGCACAGAUCCCACCUACCUGGCAGGUUUCUCAUGAGUUCCCUCUCAAUUUCAACCCUGCAAAUCCAUUCUGUGCAGGUAUCGAGGGUGUAGUGGAGGCCUACAGAGUGUGUCUUCCCCAGGUGAAGCUCUACGGUCCCACUAACUUUUCUCCCAUCAUCAACCAUGUAGCCCGCUUCGCUAUGCAGGCUACCCAGCAGAAAACUGCCUCUCAAUACUUUGUCCUCCUGAUCAUAACGGACGGCGUGAUCACGGAUCUGGACCAGACACGCUCCGCCAUCGUUAAUGCCUCCCGUCUGCCCAUGUCCAUUAUCAUCAUCGGUGUGGGUGGGGCCGACUUCACCGCCAUGGAGUUCCUGGACGGUGACGACGGGCGGCUCAGAGCGCCAACGGGAGAGACUGCUGCACGGGACAUAGUCCAGUUUGUCCCCUUCAGACAGUUCCAGAACUCUCCUAAAGAAGCUCUGGCCCAGUCUGUGUUGGCUGAAGUCCCUGGUCAGGUGGUCACCUACUUCAACAUGAACAAGCUGAGUCCUCCCAACACUGACACUCCCCCUGCCCCCGUCCCUACACCGCCAGCUACCGCAGACAUGCCCACCCUCACCUCCUAGUGCCCAGGAGAGGAACCAACCCAUCCCCACCUGAUCGAAGACGAGUAGACAGUCGCUCAUCUCAGUAGCUACCAUAAGCACUCUCUGCUAUUUAUCAUUGUGUCAAAGGGAUCAUGACAGGUAUACAAAGCUCUAGCCAUCACUUACUAGCAUGUGUCAGGUUGAAUUGAGCAGGAUGGAAGUUUUUUAGGAGAAAAUUCUACAAAACACUGCAUGUGUACGUACAGCAACCAACAGCACAUUGGUCCAGUCUGGCUUGUUCCCAAUCUCCGUCAGUAGGCCAGUCCCAGAAGCAUGUGUAAAUAUACCCAUAUGCACAGUGUCUAGUGGAAGUCUACACAUCCCUUGCACAGUUGUCACAUUUUGCUGCCUUAAAACUAAAUCUAAAAAGGGAUUAAAUUGUAUUUCUUCCUACGAUAUAUAUAUUGCGAUUUGAUGUUCCAAACAUAUGUCUGCUGAACGCAUGAUAAUUCUUUUUUUUUAUCAGUCAUGGAAAGGAAAGUGUUGGCUUACUAUUUAAAAGGAUGGAGAACAAGCUAUAGGAUGAAAAAUACUGGCGUUUUGGCGCAGGUACAGCCGACGAGCCAAACUAUUUUUAUAAUUUUUUACAAAUCAAUACUUGUCAAAGUAUCAAUAUAAUAUUAUGACAUGUAACUAUCAAUUACUGCCCCAUCACUACUUUAAUUGCUGCCGAAGGUGCUUCCACCAAGUAUUAACUCUGGGGUGUAAAAGACGUACAUUUUUUGUAAUUCAUUUUGACAAAUUUCUUUACUUCAUUCAAUUUGAAAAUGUGGAGCAGGCUGUUUAGAUCAGUAUGAAAAAACAUCUAAUGAAAUCCCUUUUUAAAGAUGUGGAAGGGGCAUGUAGACUCACUAGGCAAUGUAUAUAUAUUUUUUAAGUAGGCUAAUGCUUCUUAGUUGCUCCUAUUUUAUACUGUUUUGCCUUUUUUAGUAGAUACUUAUCCAGAGCAACUUACAGGAGCAAUUAUGGUUAAGUGCCUUGCUCAACGACAUAUUUUUCACUUAGUCAGCUUGGGCCCAACGCUCUUAACCGCUAGGCUAUCUGCCACCCUAUUUCACUAUAAACCUUGCUUCAUCAGAUGUUUUUUUUAUAGUUUGGCACAUUUGUAUAUUUUUACUAAGUUUAAUGCUCAGUAUAGAUUAGUUAUCCAGCUGUGGGUAGCAUUAUAUCUACAGUAAUUAUCCAGUCCUCAAAAUAAUUUUGAGGUAAAUUUUGUUUAUUCAAACAGGCUAAAUUCAUGCUUCUUUUUAAGUGAAGGUUUUUAAACUGACGGCUUAGCAAAUUGGAUAUUGUGUUGUGAAUGCAGCUUUUGAGUGAAUGACAUUCAUAGUGUAUUAAUCGUUCCACUCCAGAAUAAUGCUGAUUUCUUGAUGUUUGUGUAUUGAGUCGCUAUAGAGCGCUCGUUUUUUCUUCCUCUUGUGCCAAUUAUGCUUGCAGAGACACUUUAUGGACUAGCUUGCAGAGUUCCUAUUCCAGUUGAGCAUAAAUAAUUGAAUUCAAUUAUGACCAUAUUCAUUAUGUAAAUGUCAGCUUUAGCAUACAUUUUGUGUUAAUAUUGAUAAACAAUUUACUUUAACUUCUUUUGUCAUUCAUAAUUUGUUUAUGGGUUCCUAUAAAUUGAGGGCCUUAUAUUAUAGAUACUACUACAGUAUAGUAAGUAACACAAUCAAAUGGUUCUUUCUGCUCUUCCAAGUUAUGUCAAUGUCCCAUAUUAUAUUAUAUCCUGGGUGGUUCGAGCCCUGAAUGCUGAUUAGCUUAAAGCAGUGGUAUAUCAGACCGAAUACCAUGGGUAUGACAAAAAAAUUACUUUUUACUGUUCUAAUUAGUUGCGUCGUGCAUAAGAGCAGCCCGUAGCCAUAUACCACACCCUCUCUGGCCUUACGUGUGCCUUGUGCCAUUUAUAGCUGUUGUUCCCCCAAAGGAAUCAAGCAUAUUUCUAAUAUUGUAUGAUGAUCACAAGUAAACGUCGUUUAUCUACCA
This is a messenger RNA of Oncorhynchus mykiss (rainbow trout), 3998 nucleotides long. It is a transcript of the gene cpne3, whose product is annotated as copine 3. Gene Ontology annotation, molecular function: calcium-dependent phospholipid binding; receptor tyrosine kinase binding. Gene Ontology annotation, biological process: ERBB2 signaling pathway; cellular response to calcium ion. Lineage: Eukaryota; Metazoa; Chordata; Actinopteri; Salmoniformes; Salmonidae. Gene Ontology annotation, cellular component: plasma membrane. The record is from RefSeq and is a predicted model, not a curated record.